AUGGACGACUACUACGGAGACGACGCUUGGGACUACGGCCGCCAGCGUAGGCGACCUUCACCUCAUCAAAUGCGCAGCGACUAUCGCAACGGCCUGCUCGAUCCUGGCUUUGCUGCCUCGGGACUGUAUCGCAGCCGAUCGCAAGGUCAUGGACCAGCGCCAACGAUCAACGUCUAUAAUCGCAUGUACCAGGAUCAAGAAGGCUCACCGAGGCCACCCCCCUACCCACCUUCAUCCUCAUCGCAACGAGCGUCUCCACGAGCUUCACCAGACGGGCGUGGCCGAAGGCGAUUCGGCGAUACGCUGAGCGCCUCACUCUCAGACGAGCUCGCGGGCAUGGCCCUCGAACAUCGCCUACUAUCACAAUCUCGAGGCCGCUCCGACGCCUCAGGCUUCGACCGACCACCUCCCGGGAUGGCAGAAUGGCAACUAGCACAACGAGAAGCCGAGAUCAGAGAAGCCUCGCGCGAACGAGCAUGGAGAGACAAAGUGAAAGUCGAAGCGCUCGAAGCCGAGCUGAAAAAAGAAAGAGAAGACGAAGCCUCGCGGGGAAGGGAGAGACGCUGGAAAGAAAAGUACAAACUCGACGAGCUCGAAAGGGAAAUGAAACGCGAAAAGGAGGAAGAAGCCGCUAAGGAGCGCGAGAAGCGUCUCAUCGCGGAGCACGAACGCAAAACGCGAGACGCGGAGGAGAAGAAGAAAGCCGACGAGAAACGCGCUGUGGAAGAAUGGGAACGCCGACAGCGCGAAGCGAAGGAAAAAGCUGCGGAAGAAGAACGCCGGAUCAAAGAGAAGAUGGAACGGGAAAAGAAGGAAGCAAGAGAGAAAGAAGAAGCGGCAUACCGAGAAUUCAAAGAGAAAGAACGCAAAGACAAGGAAGAGAAAGAAGCGCGGUAUAACGAUUUCCUACGAGAGCAGAAAGAACGCGAAGAGAAGAAGAAGCAAGAAGCGAAAGCAGCCGAGGAGAAAUUCCAGGCGGAGAUGAGGAAGAGACUGCAGAAUUUGGGGUAUUCGGAACGAACGAUUGAGAUCAUGAUUGACGAGGAGAAAACGAAAAAGUUUCGCGAGAGUAUGGCGAGUAAUAAUCAGCACGAAGCGCAUGGUGUUGUUGGUGGAGGACAUCGAAGUCGUUCUUCGGGUCAUCGAUCCACGACGACUACUACGACCACAACGACGACGAAUCCCCUCGGUGUGGGAUUCAGGGCCCAUAAAGCACCCGUCUACCCCAAAAUCCACCGGAAUUUCAUCGCGCUCGAAACGUUGAAAUACUAUGGUUUACCUUGGGAAUACGAUCGAGUAAGGCCUCCCCCUCUCCUCCCCUCCCCUUCCUCCUCACGAAAACCUAUAAGACUUCACUCCCCCCUUCCCCGUCUUGUACUGUUGAAACACUAACACACCGUACCCAACGUCUAGACGAAUCCAGAAUACAUCAUCAUCCUGAGGGAUAUGGAUUCCAAGGAGACGGAUCUCCUCUUCGAGCACACGAAACGUCUGAAUUCGGGGAGACUGUUGAUUGAAGGGGCGAAGAGGAAAGAGCCGAGAUUGGCGAUGUAUAGGCGGAGGAGUCGGAGUGGAGCGCCGAGGGAGGUUGGGGUUUUGAGAUGGGGUUGA
This is a messenger RNA of Lecanosticta acicola, 1611 nucleotides long. NCBI's taxonomy places the organism in Eukaryota, Fungi, Ascomycota, Dothideomycetes, Mycosphaerellales, Mycosphaerellaceae. The record is from the annotation of a GenBank genome assembly.